AUGAUAGAAGAAAAAAGUGAAUUAAAUGAAGCAAACAUGAAGAAACAGCCUGAAGAUACUUUCCAAGAACCAGAUCUCGAAAAUAAUAUGGUUCCUAUGAAUGAUAAAGAAACAGCUAAUUCGAUGAAAAUUCUCGAGAAAGAAGCCUCAUUUCUAUUUAAAUGCUCCGCAAUUUCUGUUGGUUUUUCGUGGGCCAUUGCACUAGAUUUUAUUUUCGAUGAGUAUCUUCAUUCAGCUAAAGUUCAAUAUGCAUUUGGAAACGGUGUUCAACUAGCUCUGAUAGCAGCUUUUUCCAUAGUUAUCAACAUUAUAACCAUAGCAAGUUUGAUUAGAUUAAUUGAAAAAGAUGGUAAAUUUAAAUUGCCUAAGUUAUUAAAAGUAUUAAGUAAUAUAGAUGCGUCUGUAGUCAAUUGGACAUGUGGUGUUUUCGCAACAUUAUUAUAUAUUAUUCUCAGUGCUUUCGAGCAAAUUAAAGGUCGUGUCAAUCUAUAUCAGUUCAUAGUUGCAAGUAUAUUGUACCAUCUAGGGAUUUCUGAACAAUUUAUAAACAACAAGUUAUUUUUUGAUGUACCCGAAAACGUUACUAAGUAUGUCUAA
Molecule: messenger RNA, 597 nt
Organism: Vanderwaltozyma polyspora DSM 70294
Lineage: Eukaryota; Fungi; Ascomycota; Saccharomycetes; Saccharomycetales; Saccharomycetaceae
Exons: 1
Coding region: 1-597 (198 amino acids)
Source: RefSeq, a predicted model, not a curated record